AUGUCGCUCAUCGCUGCUAGUUUCCUAGCGAGCAGGAUAGCGCAUGGAAGUGUAAUGAAUAUUCCAAUAUUCCACCUUUCCAAUAUUCAUUCUUUAGAAAUAUCUCAUCGCUCAAAGGAAUUUGCUGAGCUCCUGCAAGAAACCAAGCAGCUUCUUCGGGAACUUAUGAGUGUUCCUGACGAAUUCGAGAUUCUCUUUAUGCAAGGUGGAGGCACUGGACAAUUCGCUGCAGUCCCGAUGAAUUUAAAGGGCGAUCAUGAGUUCGCUGAUUAUAUGGUUACCGGUGCGUGGUCGAAUAAAGCCGCCGAAGAAGGAAGUAAGUACCUCCGAGUGAAGAAGGUCUUCACGCCAAGCAAACCAUAUGUAACAAUUCCGGAUGAGAGCCAGUGGGAUCACGACAAGGAUGCCGCUUUCCUGUACUACUGCGCCAAUGAAACCGUGCACGGCAUUGAAUUUCCCUCUGCUCCAAAACCCGCGCACGGAGUACCGUUGGUUGCCGAUAUUUCGUCGAAUUUCCUAUCUCGUCCCUUCGACUUCUCCAAUCAUGGCGUCGUAUUCGGCGGUACACAGAAGAACCUCGGAACUGCAGGCGUUACCGUCGUGAUGCAUCAACCGACAACGCCAGCUAUUCUCUGCUACAAAGAGAUGAGUGACAACAAUAGCCUGUACAACACUCCCACAGUUUUCGGGUAUGCUGUCUUCUUCGGACACCUAGACAUUGACCUGUUUUUCAGUCAGCGAAACAAAGCUGGCAUGUUGUACGACAUCAUUGACAAUUCGAACAGUUUCUACAAAUGUGCAGUGAAUAGGAAAUAUCGCAGUAAUAUGAACGUUUGCUUCCGAAUCAAGGACAGUGACGAGCAGUUGGAGGCUGAGUUCUUAAAAGGAGCCACAGACAGAGGGAUGCUCUCACUCAAGGGACACAGGUCGGUGGGUGGCAUCCGUGCUUCUCUGUACAACGCAGUGACUUUGGAAGAGACAGCGUGUUUGGCUAGCUGGAUGCGCGAAUUCAUGGCCUCUCACGCGGAGUAA
Angiostrongylus costaricensis is the source of this 1032-nucleotide messenger RNA. The record is from the annotation of a GenBank genome assembly. NCBI's taxonomy places the organism in Eukaryota, Metazoa, Nematoda, Chromadorea, Rhabditida, Metastrongylidae.